Molecule: messenger RNA, 1611 nt
Organism: Sabethes cyaneus
Lineage: Eukaryota; Metazoa; Arthropoda; Insecta; Diptera; Culicidae
Product: kelch-like protein 41b
Exons: 2
Coding region: 206-1390 (394 amino acids)
Biological process (GO): neurogenesis
Cellular component (GO): cytosol
Molecular function (GO): protein binding
Source: RefSeq, a predicted model, not a curated record
ACUAGCAGUAUUUAGCAUUUAGAUAUUGCGUAUGUGUGGCAGUACAAGAUCUACAAGAUACAAGUGUUUUGUUUUCCCAUCAGACGCUUUUUAAUUAUUCUAAAUUCAGAAUUCUCGACAUAAGUUGUAAUUUGGUUUUAUCUGUUGCAUUAGUCCCACCUACAAACUUACAAAUUACGAACGAUUACAUCCCGUGAAUAUCAGUAUGGCAAAGAGUGAAGGAAAAACAACAAAAGAAUUCACAUUCCCACUGCCGGUGGCAGAUCGUGACGAACAGCUGGUCAACAACGAGUACCUCUCGGACGUCCAGUUCUCGGUAGGAAACGAUGGCGAACGGAUGUACGGCCAUAAAGUGAUCCUGACGCUGGCUAGCGAAGUGUUCUACGCACAAUUUAACGGACAGUUCAAGGAAUCCCAGCGGAGAAACCAGACCAUUGUUGUGACGGACAUACAGCCGCCCAUAUUUCGGGACAUUCUGCGCUAUAUGUACUGUCAGAAGAUAGAUCUCACACAGGAUAAUGUGAUUGAAGUGUAUUACGCUUCGCAAAAGUACAUUCUAACGGAGCUCAAUAAAAUAUGCGAGCAGUAUUUCGAGAACGAGAUUAACGAAACAAACGUUCUCAAAGUGUUCAACGAAAAUCGGAAGCACGAGUUUGCUGUAGUGAACGAAAGUUGCCUCGAUGUCAUUCGCGAUAACCCAGUCGCUUGCUUCCAGCAUCCAGACUUUGUCACCAUCGAGAAAAAAACGCUUGAAAUGAUUGCAAGCAGUGCCAGAAUCAACUGCCUGCAGGAUCAAUUACAGGAGGCGAUUAAAAACUGGGCCAAAGUGAAUAAGUUACCGCCCGACGAUGCAUUCCUGUUGACCCAAAUGGUUCAGGAUAUGAAGCAAAGAAAGCACGAUUGUUUGAAGCUGCACAAUUUUAACCAGUUUAAGUUUGCAGCAAACAUUGAAACGAACAUACAAAUCAAAGCCUGCACUUUACGGCCGGUUGCUUUGAAUGGCGUGGGCAUCUUCGUGAAAUCACGCUCGGAACCUCCCGCCAACGCCAAAAUUAGCCUCAAAGUGCAGGUCGAACAUUUCAACUCGUCCGAGAGGAUAAAGCAAAUUUCGCUGGAGAAGAUUGUUCCGCUGACGACGGAACUGCGCACGGAGGAUGUGUUUUUCGAACGCUUCAUCGUCGAUGCCAGGCGGUACUGCAAGAUCAGGAUAAGCUUCGAGAAGCUUUCGGCCCUGCCGGAGCUGUUCUGCCUGACCGAGUUCGGAUCGAUCGACAACGUGCUGCAGGUGGAGGACACCAAAUCGCCGUACAUUUUCAGCCGUGAUGUAACGAAUUGCGUGGCCUAUUUGCUGUACAAAAAUAUGGAUCCGAAGUCUGCACCCGGGAAGUAGGCAGUGGCCCGUUAGCGACUGAUUGGAAACAAUAAAACGUUUUUUUUUUGACUUUUUUGUUACGUUAUAAGAAAAAAACCUAAUUCUGUCCGGAUUUUCAGUCAUGGAUUUGCUUUUAGCAGAUUUUAGUAGAUAUUGAUGGAUUAAAUGACUCGACAAGUGUAGAUUUUUCGAAAUCUAUAAUAAAACUGAUUUGAUUAUUUGUUAUUUACAUGUUAAGU